Messenger RNA from Papaver somniferum (opium poppy), 786 nucleotides. RefSeq lists its product as uncharacterized. Lineage: Eukaryota; Viridiplantae; Streptophyta; Magnoliopsida; Ranunculales; Papaveraceae. The transcript has 7 exons. The record is from RefSeq and is a predicted model, not a curated record. Bases 1 to 786 code for a protein of 261 amino acids. Gene Ontology annotation, cellular component: cytoplasm.
AUGAACAAAACUAGCUCAGUUUUUUAUUGUGGAUGCAAGAUCUGUUGCAGAUGGGAUGGCUUAACUAUUUUUAUUGAUGCUGCGGACCCCAGAGAAGCACCAUAUGUUCCCUUGGCCGUACGACCGGCAGUCUCACAACGAGCAAAAGCACGUGCAUCAAGGGAUUAUAUCACAGCAGAUGCACUUCAGCAGUUCAUUGCUGAUGCUGGUUACAGAGUCAUCAAGGGUCCUAAUGGUGGGGAUACUCUUGUCAAGAAGUAUCGGAUACGGUUGAGGGGUAUUGAUGCACCAGAGAUCCAAAUGCCUUUUGGAAAAGAGGCAAAGGUAGAACUCACUAAGCUACUCCAUGGAAAGUGUUUGACUGUUGGUGUUUACGGCGUUGAUCAGUAUGGUCGGUUCGUAGGAGAUGUCCAUUGCAAUGGAAAUUUUGCACAGAAAAUAAUGCUCCAAAAAGGGCUCGCCUGGCAUUUUGAAAAGUAUGACAAACGCCCUGAACUCAAAAAGUGGGAGAAGGAGGCUAGAGUUGCUCGCGUUGGGCUGUGGGCAUCCCCGAAUCCUGAAAAGCCAUGGGAAUGGAGAAAAAUAACUCGAGGGUGCUCCAAGCUGAAACGGGAUACUUCCUGGGUUCAAUCACUCAUUGAUGAAGGUGAAAGAAAUCCCGAGGGCCUUAUAUAUGGUAGCAGAAACCCUCAGGCAGACAUUACCCUCUUCAAGGAUGAAAUUUUGCAAAAAGGGGCUUUGAUAUUAGCAACAUCCUCCCAUGUAGCAUCAGCUGCAGUUGUAUGA